AACAACCAGACUUUCUAAAUCCUCCCAGAAAAUAAACAAAGAAUUUCUCUGGAAAUUAACUCUAAUGAAAACACAAUCACAAUAACCACAGCUGUUUGUCAAAGAAGAAAAAUAAGACAAUGGGGGCGUACAGAGCGGAUGAAGAUUACGAUUACCUGUUCAAGGUGGUGCUGAUUGGUGAUUCCGGCGUCGGAAAAUCCAACCUAUUGUCCCGCUUCACCAAGAAUGAGUUUAGCCAGGAGUCGAAAUCCACCAUCGGCGUUGAGUUCGCCACGCGUUCCAUUCAAGUUGAUGACAAGGUUGUCAAGGCCCAGAUUUGGGACACCGCCGGCCAAGAAAGGUAUCGUGCAAUUACUAGCGCCUAUUACAGAGGAGCAGUCGGGGCCUUACUCGUCUAUGAUGUCACUCGCAACGUGACAUUCCAGAAUGUGGAAAGAUGGUUGAAGGAGCUUCGAGGCCACACAGACACCAACAUUGUGAUCAUGCUGGUAGGAAACAAGGCAGAUCUUCGUCACCUGCGAGCCGUUCCCACACAGGAAGCCAAAGAUUUUGCUGAAAGGGAAAAAACCUUUUUCAUGGAAACUUCAGCUCUCGAAGCUUUGAACGUUGAUCAAGCAUUCACAGAAGUUUUGACACAAAUCUAUCAUGUGGUGAGUAGGAAGGCUCUUGACAUUGGGGAUGACCCUACUGCACUGCCCAAGGGACAAACAAUUAAUAUUGGAUCAAAAGAUGAUGUAUCAGCUGUGAAGAAUACUGGAUGCUGCUCUUAAUGUAGAGCUGCUCAAGUAACCAGUCCACAAGGGUGUAUAAUAGAAACCAAAUUGAUUUGUUUCUUUUAGAGUUAAUAUUCACAGAAACAAGUAGUAAAUCUUAUACUUAAUUGGAAAGGGGGGAUGUAAACACUGGACACACAGCUAGGGAUGAAAAACAUGUAAUAUGAGUCAACCAAUAUGUUUCUCUGUUGGUUUCAACUAAGGUACUUCACAGUUCUCUCUGCCCCUUUAUUGGCUUUCGUGCGCUGGUCUUGCGCUAAAAUCUGUUAUAUUUGCAGCCUUACCAGAUGUUUGUAGGCACCAAACAAACUUGCACUCCAUGAGCUAAAUGAUACGAUAGUAAACUAGAGUAUAUCAGGUUAUACCAACCGUUUGUGUUUCAUCCGUGUAAAGGGAAGAGGCAGACGAAGUCUCUCAGCAAAGUCCUUCCUUUACCAGAUGAUAAGAAAAUUAGGUCAAGUGAAUAAAAAGACAAAUUAAAUAGUGAACCGCAUCUCCAAUCAUUCAUUCAAGUUGCAUUCAAUCGAUUUAUUUGAGUGGGAAAUUACAUGGAUGCAUACAGCACUAGUUCAUCCAACUAGGAGAUUUAUUUACAAUAAAGGAUAGCCUCAAACCAAGAGGAGAAUAGCAUCAGUCCAGUUAACAUGGAAAAUACUUCAGCUGGUCCACGAUGACUUUGCAAUGCCACCUCCAACUCAAAAUUGCCGCUGCUUUCU
Molecule: messenger RNA, 1489 nt
Organism: Sesamum indicum (sesame)
Lineage: Eukaryota; Viridiplantae; Streptophyta; Magnoliopsida; Lamiales; Pedaliaceae
Product: ras-related protein RABA1f
Molecular function (GO): GTP binding; GTPase activity
Source: RefSeq, a predicted model, not a curated record